ACAGCAGUGAGCCUCCUGUGUUUUUACUGUGUAUUCCGCUGAUGGGGCAGAGGAAACCCUGACUCACCUGGAGCCGGACUGUCCUCCACAGUGUUCCUGUUGAGACAGAGGCCAUCAAACCACUAUGAAGAGUCUGAAGGCAAAGUUUAAAAAGACUGAGAGCCAGGACUGGAGUAAGAGUGAUGAGAGGCUCCUGCAGGCUGUGGAGCAGAAUGAGCCCGACAAAGUCUCCGCUCUCAUCGUCAAAAAAGGCCUCUGUCCCACGAAGCUGGACGGCGAGGGCAAGUCAGCGUUCCACCUCUCUGCGUCCCGCGGCCGGCUGGACUGUCUGGAGGUCAUCAUCGCUCACGGAGCAGACGUCAACAUCACUGAUGGCGCUGGCUUCAGCGCCCUUCACCUGGCCGCCAAACACGGCCAAUCAGAGUGUUUAAAGAGGCUCCUACAGGAGAGAUUAUCAGUAGAUUGCACAGACAGCAUUGGUAGGACGCCGCUUCAUCAUGCAGCGGUCAGUGGUUGCUUGUCCUGCUCUGAGACACUGUGGGAUUUUAAAGCCAGUCUGGAUGUCCAGGAUGGGGACGGGGAAACCCCUCUGAUCUUGGCAGCUCAGAUGAGCCGAGUGGAGCUGUGUGUCUUUCUGUUGGGUCGAGGUGCCAAUGCCAACAUUCAGGACAACCAGGGAAGGUCUGCCUUGAUGCUGGCGUGUGAGAGUGACAGCAUAGAGACAGUAGAAGCUCUGCUGAGAGGCGGGGCCAACACACAGCUGGAGGACGCCCUCGGACACAAUGCCAUCGACUACAGCAUAACCACGGGCAACCAACUCAUCAUAGAGAUGUUGCAGAACGGUGUACCUCCAGCUCCUGAGGGCGAGGAGAUCAAGGGGAUGCCACCUUCUCCACACCCCAGGAAUCCUGCUCCUCCUGAGCCCCAGUCUCUCUCUCCCGCUCCCCAGCCUCCAGAGACACAAUCAGCCAUGCAGGCGGAGGACGAGGAGGUGUUUGAGGAGAUUCGACGGCUGCGUCAGGAGCGAGGCCGCCUGCUCCAGAAGAUCAAAGCCUUGGAGCAGCAGCACCAGAGCGCCCUCUCUGCCUUGGAAGAGGUGCUGCACCCCUUCUUAUUUAUAGCUCCUCAAAAUGAUUAA
Messenger RNA from Notothenia coriiceps (black rockcod), 1138 nucleotides. RefSeq names its product ankyrin repeat domain-containing protein 24-like. The record is from RefSeq and is a predicted model, not a curated record. The coding region runs from base 125 to 1138 and encodes 337 amino acids. Gene Ontology annotation, molecular function: actin binding. Lineage: Eukaryota; Metazoa; Chordata; Actinopteri; Perciformes; Nototheniidae. The transcript is spliced from 12 exons.